Messenger RNA from Oikopleura dioica, 1863 nucleotides. NCBI's taxonomy places the organism in Eukaryota, Metazoa, Chordata, Appendicularia, Copelata, Oikopleuridae. The record is from the annotation of a GenBank genome assembly.
AUGUCCGCAUCUGAUCCCACUCGUGCCCAACUUGAACAGCAGCUGACCAAGAAGAAAAACGAAGUUGACCAGUUACUCCAGCUUGAAGCUCACAAACUCCUCCAACAGCGAACCUCCCUCGCUGAGAAGCACCACAAGACCUUUUCCUUACUAACUGCUCUUCAAAAUCAAAUUCUCGAUGAAGAACUCAUCCAGUGGAAGCGAUCCCAAGCACUAGCGUACAAUGGUGUGAUCCAAGAAGGCUCGCUUGAUCAGCUGCAGCAAUGGUGCGAGCGACUGGCCGAGAUUAUCUGGCAAUGUCGUCAGCAAAUUAAGCGCGUGGAACUUCAGCGUCAACAAUUGCCUAUCAACAACCAAGGUGUAGAUCUUCUUCCUGAAUUGAACACGACAAUCACUGCCCUCCUCUCAACCCUCGUCACUUCCACUUUUAUCAUCGAAAAGCAGCCACCGCAGGUUCUCAAAACGCAGACUAGAUUCGGCUCAACAAUCCGAUUGCUUGUUGGUGGGAAGUUGAAUGUGCAUAUGAAUCCACCUACUGUCAAAGCAACUAUCGUCUCCGAAGCUCAAGCAAAAGCUCUUCUGAAAAACGAAAACGCACGUGCUUUGUCCGAGACAUCUGGUGAGAUUCUCAAUAAUUCAUCAAUAAUGGAGUACCAUCCUCAAAGCGGUGUUCUCUCCGUUAACUUCCGAAACAUGUCGCUCCGGAGAAUCAAACGAUCUGAUAAACGAGGUGCUGAGUCAGUUACUGAAGAGAAAUUUACCAUUCUUUUCCAGUCUCAAUUUUCUGUCGGUGGAAACGAGCUUGUUUUCCAAGUGCGAACUCUCUCACUCCCGGUAGUGGUCAUCGUCCACGGAAAUCAAGAAGCAAAUGCAACCGCUUCUAUCCUUUGGGAUAAUGCCUUUGCUGAACAGGGACGAAUUCCAUUCCAAGUUCCAGAUAAAGUGGCUUGGAAUCGUAUCAUUGAAACGCUGAAUUACAAGUGGAAGCAUGAAUGCCAGAGUGCACACGGGCUGACUACAGGAGCGAUGCGUUAUCUUUCUCAAAAACUAUUCAGACAACCACUUGCGCCAAACUCUGAAAAGCCCGUUAGCUGGGCACAAUUCAAUAGAGAGCCGCUACCGGGAAGAAAUUUCACCUUCUGGCAAUGGUUCAACGGUGUGAUGGAACUUACAAAAUCAAAGCAUGUUCAGCCUCACUGGCUUGACAGGGGCUGUGUUGGAUUUAUUUGCAAAAAUGAGAGCCAGGAAGCACUCAUUCAAAAACCCGGUGGAAGUUUUCUCCUCCGAUACUCAGAUUCUGAAAUUGGCGGAUUGACGAUUGCCUGGGUCUCUGAAAACGAGAACAAACAGAAACAGGUCUGGAAUUUGCAGCCGCACACUGCAAAGGACUUCAACGUAAGAGGCCUUGCCGAUCGAAUUCGAGAUUUGGAGCAGUUGCACUUUGUCUACACCCAGGACGAGCGCAUUGUGGGCAAGGAAGAGAUGUUCUCCAGAUAUUACUCCAAGUCGCCGAACCCGCCAAGCCAGCCAAACGAUGGAUACGUAAAGGCUGAGAUUCAGGUCACGAUCCCGAACAUUGCGGGAAUCUCUCUUGGCUCUCCUGUCCACGAGGGAAGCGUAACAUCACCGCGAUCACCAUCAAGUGGCUAUGGAGACCACCAAUCUUUGAUGUCUUCCCCACAAGCAGGCCCAGUGCAGUACGAAAUGCCAAGCCAAAUAUCUCAGGAUCAAAUGGACUUCUCUGAAAACGCGCAGCAAAACAACUCUGCAAACGGUGUCGGCUUCGAUCCUCAAAACAGCUUCGACCAGUUCGACUCGUCAAACACCAUCGACGUGAAUGAGUUGCUUUCGAAAGUGAACUAA